CACCGGAACUCCGCACUCCCCUCUAUUCUCAUCGGAACUCCACACUCCCCUCUAUUCUCACCAGAACUCCACACUCCCCUCUAUUCUCACCGGAACUCCACACUCCCCUCUAUUCUCAUCGGAACUCCACACUCCCCUCUAUUCUCACCAGAACUCCACACUCCCCUCUAUUCCAACCGGAACUCCACACUCCCCUCUAUUCUCACCGAAACUCCACACUCCCCUCUAUUCCCACCAGAACUCCACACUCCCCUCUAUUCCCACCGGAACUCCACACUCCCCUCUAUUUCCACCAGAACUCCACACUCCCCUCUAUUCCCACCGGAACUCCACACUUCCCUCUAUUCCCACCGGAACUCCACACUCCCCUCUAUACUCACCGGAACUCCACACUCCCCUCUAUUCUCACCGGAACUCCACACUCCCCUCUAUUCUCACCGGAAUUCCACACUCCCCUCUAUUCUCACCAGAACUCCACACUCCCCUCUAUUCUCACCAGAACUCCACGCUCCCCUCUAUUCUCACCGGAACUCCACACUCCCCUCUAUUCUCACCAGAACUCCACACUCCCCUCUAUUCUCACCAGACAUGGCGCGCAGUCCUCACCAUAGCGCGAGAGGAGGAAUCGCGAGCGCGCGAGGCAAAACUUAAAUAGAAAAUAUUUUGUUGGAAUUAAAUAUGAGUAGUCUGUUGAAGCAUCUUGUCUUGCAAAAAAUUCGAGUGCGUUUUAAAUAGUGUUCAUCAGUAACACUUUUGAAAACCGACAAUCAUCAUAUCUUGCCCUGACCGAACAAUGUCUCCCAAAUGUUGGUUGUUCACUUGUUUAGAAUUAUGAUUUAUAUCGUGAGCAUUGUCGUAUAUUGCAUAAGUAACGUACAUUAAAGAAGUGAUCUUCGUGAUGAUGUAUUAACUAGAUGCAUGUAAGUAUGAACGUUACGGGAGUAAUCGAGCCCAAAGGCAGGCGUGAUAAACACAGUGAGUAUGGUGGCAACUCCCUCACUAGAGCUGAGUGCUGGAUGAUCUCAGCGACGUCCGCAUUCAGUACGCCGCUUCUAUAAUAACCUCGGGCCUGGAGGACGCUCGGUUCGAAUUCGUGAGAGCGCUGAUUUCGGUUUCAAAGAGGCGAGGCGAUAAAAGCGACGUCUUGAGAUGGCGGAAACUGCUCCUGCUCAACCACCAGCUGCGGCUACUUCAGCGCCUAAAAGCCCCAAGAAGAAGCGCGCCGCUCCAAAGGCCAAGAAGGUCGGCCCCAGCGUGUCCGAGCUCAUCCUCAAGGCUCUGGCCAGCAGCAAGGAGAGGAACGGCGUGUCUCUUCCUGCGCUCAAAAAGUCGCUUGCUGCCGGAGGAUACGACGUGGAGAAGAACAAUGCCCGCGUGAAGUUGGCCAUCAAGAAGCUCGUGGCCAAAGACGCCGUGGCGCAAGUGAAGGGCAGCGGCGCGUCUGGCUCUUUCAAACUCAACAAGGAAAAGGCUGCCGCAAAGGCGAAGCCCAAGUCGUCAACGGCAAAGCCCGCAGCUAAAAAGCCCGCGGCAGCCAAGAAGGUGAAGAAGCCCGCGGCAGCCAAGAAGACCGCGCCCAAGAAGUCUCCCAAGAAAGCAAAGAAGCCCGCGGCUGCCAAGGCGGCCAAGAGCCCCAAAAAGGUGAAGUCGGCUGUUAAGCCCAAGAAGGCGGCGAAGAGCCCAGCCAAGCCCAAGGCUGCGAAGCCCAAGGUCGCUAAGCCCAAGACCGUCAAGGCCAAGGCCGCCAAACCCAAGGUGGCCAAGCCCAAGAAGGCCGCGGCCAAGCCCAAGAAGACUGCGCCAAAGAAGUGAAUCCGAUGGGACGACCGACGCUCGAUUCACUCCACCUCAACGGCUCUUUUCAGAGCCACCCACUUCGUUAAAAAAGUGAACCAGAUGCUGCUGCGCUUCAAUUAGUUCAAAUUAACUGUGUAACAUUUCACCCACUCGAUGUGUUUUAAGCAUUGAUGUGAUGGGAGUGAUCGAGCCCGAAAGCAGGGAUCACAAACACAGGCGAGGCGGGUGGCAGCUCCCUCACUCGAACUGAGUGCAGAGUAAUCUCAGCGACGUCAGCAUUCUCGCUGGCGAUUCUAAUCUAAAUCCAGAUUCAAAAUCGAUGCAUUCUUGACGAACCUCCAAUUUUGAUUAUGUGUUGCACCUCUUCAUUCCGUCAUCAUGCUACUGGUGCCAAAUAUGGA
Lethenteron reissneri (Far Eastern brook lamprey) is the source of this 2198-nucleotide messenger RNA. Its product is annotated as histone H1.5-like. Gene Ontology annotation, biological process: nucleosome assembly. The record is from RefSeq and is a predicted model, not a curated record. Gene Ontology annotation, molecular function: DNA binding; structural constituent of chromatin. Gene Ontology annotation, cellular component: nucleosome. NCBI's taxonomy places the organism in Eukaryota, Metazoa, Chordata, Hyperoartia, Petromyzontiformes, Petromyzontidae.